Molecule: messenger RNA, 934 nt
Organism: Protobothrops mucrosquamatus (brown spotted pit viper)
Lineage: Eukaryota; Metazoa; Chordata; Lepidosauria; Squamata; Viperidae
Product: max dimerization protein 3-like
Exons: 5
Biological process (GO): regulation of transcription by RNA polymerase II
Molecular function (GO): protein dimerization activity; RNA polymerase II cis-regulatory region sequence-specific DNA binding; DNA-binding transcription factor activity, RNA polymerase II-specific
Source: RefSeq, a predicted model, not a curated record
AAGCCGAACAUGGCUAUGCUUCUCUCUCGCCUUACUGCGGACAAGAUACGUUACAAUUGCGGAGGUGGCCGAAAACGCGAAAGGCCCUCAAAAACUUCCGGUCUGUACACAAUGAGCUGGAGAAACACAGAAGGGCCCAGCUACGACAGUGUUUAGAACAGUUGAAGCAGCAAAUCCCCACAAAUACAGAGCAUUCUCAUUACACAAUGCUUAGUCUCCUGCAUCGAGCCAGAUUGCACAUUAAAAAGCUGGAACACCAGGAACAGAAAGCUCAACAAGAGAAAGAGAGGCUACGUUGUGAGCAGCAGAAUCUGCACCAGCGCUUAGAAGAAUUGCAAGCCCAUCUGAAUAUGGAACUGGCAGAAGCAGAUAGCCUGGAUUCUUCUCAGUUCUCCUCUGAGCAUUCUGACUCAGAAGAUGAAGUGGACAUAGAAGGCGUGGCAUCUGCCAGCAUUGGAGAUGUCAUGGCUGCUUUCAGUACUCAGCAGGAACGGAGCUAUUCCACUGUCAGCAACUUCUGGUUAUGGACAGAAGUUCAGUUAAGAGGACAGCAUUCAUCUAGACAAGCUUCAAGCUUUUCAAAAAUUGCUUCGUGGCAGGAUAACUGAUACAUGGUUUAUAAGACUGUUUUCUGUAAGUAAAGAGGAACCCCCUUUCUUAUAAAAAAGGGACUAUGCACCUCCUCAUGAAACCAAGUUUUGCAUCUCCACCUUUUUCACAAAACCAACUAGGGCAAUUGUUAAGAGAGUUACAUACUGAAGCUGGCUAACUUUACAUGGUAACAUGUGAUGGCAGGAGGAAGAAGAGUGAGAUUUUAAAACACUUGACAUGCAAUUGGUAUGAGUAGCUGCAUCUUACGCCCCGUCCUAGUUAAGGUUUGUGGAGCAGGCAAGUCCAUUUUGCAGAGACUUUGGCUGGUAAGACACCCACACAC